AUGUCCCUAUCGUCUUCGCAAGCAGGCUCAGCAGAAGCUUGUACAGCUACCUACGCCCAAAAUCAAGCUAAAUCAAGCCCAGGCCAACGAGUAAUUAUCUACAAGCUCUCACCGGACCAGUUACACGCCGAGAUCGCCGCUGUUGGAUCUUAUGGGAACGUGACAUAUGCCGUCGUAUUGCAGAAACAAGCUGAUGCAGACCCUAUCGGCGACACCGAGACCGAGAAGAAGAAGAAGGAGACGAAGGCAAAUUUGGAGGCUGCCCAAUUGCAUAAUGCGCCCGGUUUACAGACUGGUAGAUCGUAA
Molecule: messenger RNA, 306 nt
Organism: Alternaria atra
Lineage: Eukaryota; Fungi; Ascomycota; Dothideomycetes; Pleosporales; Pleosporaceae
Exons: 1
Coding region: 1-306 (101 amino acids)
Source: RefSeq, a predicted model, not a curated record